AUGAAUAACGAGCACUUGAAUCCAACUCAAGACCCCCAGCCUACGCGUAGACGCUACACGCGUGCUUUAAGCUUGGGCUCAAGCUUGGGCUCUGCCAACAGCAGCGACAGACGUAGCAAUGUCCUUGGUAUUCACUUUAGUCCUCAAGUCGAUGAUGAUGACAUUCCUACCGAGGUCGCCCAAUCAAAUCCACAGAAACGUUCAGGCAGCCCCAUUAAAGGUCCACGCCCACCUCCUUCGGCCUCAUCUGCAGCUGGCCUGCGCGAUUCCAAGGAUCUCGAUGGACAAAGCGUUAACAAUUCUCGCUCUAAUUCCCCUUCUAAGACAGUGAGAAUCAUUUCUCCACAAUCAGAGGCGUUACUGUCUUUCCAUGAACAAAACCCAAACAAGCACCAAGAACAUGUUCAAAAGCGGAAUGAGUUUGAAAAAGCGGAAGCUAUUGUCAUGGAAAGGGGAGAGUCACACAACAGUGAAGCAAGUAAUGACCUCGAUCUUGUCAAUCGCAAGCUACAACGAAUGGGGAUAUACAAACACUCCAACUCUUCAUCUGGUACACCUCAUUUAGAGCAUUCACCAAAGAAUGCUUUGCGCGUAACCAAUCCAUCUGCUUCAACAACAUCCCUUGACACGACCGUCCAGAAAAAUCUAAAGCAGGAAAAGAAGGACGAGGAAUUGAUUGAUAAGGCGGAUGAAAACAGUGAAGGUAAAGAAGAGAAUAAAAAUGCACAUGUUCCACUUGUGCAUCAACAAGAGCAUGUCAAAUCUGAUAACAAGUCCGAGUACUCUCACAAGUCGCGUAAAUCUGAAUUUUCAAACAAGUCCGAUCACACGCACAAGACAGAGCACUCACAAAAGUCACACACCACUGACCAGAGCGGACUUCCGCCGAGAACAUCUUCGAAAGUCGCUGUCGAUGAAAGUGAACAAGCUCCUGAGCGAGUGGGCAAAGGACCAACAGACAGAGAUCAGAUUCCAGUCAGAAAGCGUUCACAGACCAUGCCACACAACCCUCACAAUCAACCACAAGCUUCCGUGAUGAGUAUCUCGCAGACAAUCCAACCUGAGAUUAAAGACAAGCAACCUGAAAAAUUUAAAAGAUCUGUAUCAGCGCAACAGGCAGUUAUGUCACCAUCUAGAAAAAACACAUCAUCGACAAUAUCGCCAGAAAAUGCAUCAAUGUUGAAGUACGCCCACUUAGACUUCUUGUCGAAGCCACCGUCGUCCACUGAAUUCCCAUAUGCACCGAAGGUUAACGUCAGAUCAGGCUCGAAUUUUUCUUUGAACGCUAGCUCAAUAGGAUCAAAUGGCGUAGACAUUAGGUCGUCAAGAGGUAUGAAAGGCCUUGCACAUGCAGAGAGAGGCGGUGGCGCCGUUAAAUUUGACUUGCAGAAGGGUGGUUUUGUCACACCGUCAAACUCGUCUUGCUCCACAACUACUGGUGCCGUCGAUCCACCGGCUUCCGCGAGAUUGGACGCUGCACCGGUCUCGAACAAAGUUGUUGCUCAACAUAGCAAGAAAAUUCAAAAGGCACGAUCACAAGGUGAUUUGCUUAGACAAACCACCCUACUAAAUACCUCUACUUCACCUGCUAGGACCGCCAGGGAAUUGAGAGCUGUUCUCUCAGGAAGCAAAUUUAGCAGUAGUUCACACCAAAUCAAUCUGGAACAGUCGCGCACUAGAUCUAGAGCUGUGGUCGAUCUUGUUCUUGAUAGUGAAGCCGUAGUCGAAGGUGGUGUCCUUGGAGGUCGCAUGGAUGUUAAAUUGGCAAAUGACAAAGUUUGGUGGGGUAAUGGCAAGGUUCGAGUUGUUGGAUUCGAAGAUCUUCACGCCGACGAAACACGCCAUGUCUUCUUCCACCAUGACGCUCCUGUCGAUUUUUAUCCUCCACCUGGAUACGGCCUGCCAGACGAUGAAGGUUACUACCGCGGAGUUAGUACAAAGAGAGGUAGAAGCAAAGAAAACAGAUUAUCUCUUCCAUUCAAAAUCAAAUUGCCGAUCGGAGGUGGUGCAAAGGGCCCCUUGAAAUCAAAACCUGGUUUCAUCAGAUAUAUUGUGAUUGGCUCUAUUCAUCUCAAAAACAGCACAUCUAGCGACCGUUCUAUCGCUCAUUUCUACAGAUAUGUAACCAUCUACCCUCUCCUUUCUCCAUCAAGCGUCUUGGCGCCCGCACCAGUUCCAAUAAUGCAAACAGCGUCCAAGCCAUUGUUCCUUGGAGGUAAAGGUCCAAUAAAUCUCACAGCUAGUGUCCAUCGUCCACACUGGGUUGCUGGUCAGCGUUGCUACGUCAUGAUUACGAUUGAUAACAACAGCAGCAAGAGGAUCAAAUCAGUCAGUUUGUCCCUCAAUAGGACAAUUGUUGCGUACAAACCUCGACCAUACGCAUCUCUCAUGGUGGGAGAUGAUUUGGAUGCAUGUCAAACGACAACAAAUACGAAAAGAAUUGCUGAGGAAAAGCUUGAAAUCGGUUCAAAGGGAACGUCUGGUCACGUUACUGCUAAGGGAUGGUUUAGAGGUGUCGAUUCUGGUGAACAAUUAGAGUUCUCUUCAUCAUUGCAGGUUCCUUCUGAUGCACUUACCAUUCCUCGUACUCGCUUACUUGAGGUACACUACACCCUCAGAGUCGGAGUAGCAGGUUCAUUGUCUAAAGGAGACGUAUCAGUUGAGCUUCCAGUCAGGUUCAUCAACUUUUUGUCUAUUGAUCCGCCUCCAUCUGCACACCCACCUACACCAAUGCCAAUGACCACCACAUCAAACAUGACACCUACUGAUGCAGAGCUUAUCAAAUCAGCAGCACUCGAGCGUCACAAGCAAGACAUUGAGAGGGUAAAGUCCCCAUCUGACGAUGUCAAGACGGUAGAUGCUCUGAGAAACACAGCUAAGAUAUCUCCACCUGCUUUACACGCCCAACCUUCCGUGAAAGCACAAACCGGCAACACGAUCUUCAGCGAAGCAGGUCCAAGAAUCUCACAAAUGGAUGUAAUCGAUGAAGCCUUGUUCAAUGCCUCAGUGUCUCGCCGAGGGAAGACUGGUAAGCCACCAUCACCACUACCCUUAGAUGAGAUCGACACCACUGCUGAGCAAGAUCAAUCUUCAAACACUCAUGAGGACACCACUGAAUCUUCAAACAUUCACGAGGACACUAUCGAAUCUUCAAACGUUCACGAAGACACUUCUGCCAUUGAAGACAGCACAGUCGUGGAAACCACUCAAGAAAUGACUGAAGAUUCUCAUACUGACGCUGACGCUUUGGCUGAAGUUGAUGAUAGCGGCUCCGAGAUCAGCUUUGACGAUCAGAAUGACAUCAGUGAGCCUGCCGUCAAAGCCCACGAUGCUGAGGAUAAGGAGGAAAUGUCACGCCCUACUUCACGUCCUUCCUCACGUCCCUCACUUGCUGAGAGUAGAAGAGAAACUCUUCUCAAUGCCAUCAAGGAUGAUCAUGAGGAAAGCGAUAUAGCAUCUAUUGAUCAAAAUCCGGCUGACUCAAACGAUGGCCACGAUGAGGUAGUAGAAGAAACCCCAAGACUUGAUAUACACAGUCCCGGUGGUGACUUCCAUGAUGCUCGGGACUUUGAGAUGGGUGAAGAGGAUUACAAUGACAAAGUUGACGCUGAAGCUGUGGAGAUUCUUCCAAACACUAAUCGUCAAGAGCCAUUGCGGGAGGAGGGGCCUCAGCUUGAAGAGACUGAGCAAGUCGCGCAUCUAGCUGAGCGCGAAGCUGAGGCUGAUCACGAAUCAGAGUUGAAUCGCGACUACAGUCAUUCAUCUGAGGCCGAGAACAACGAUGCCGCGGAGGAUUUGCCUGUCCCUGUUCCUGAGGAGGAAGACCCUUACCUAGUUGAGGAGCAGGAGGAAGAUGAAGAUCACCUCCACAACCUCCACUCUGUCGGCAUACCACAAAUGGCUCAAGAUCCUCUUGAUCGCUCACAAACACAAUCACGAGCAUCACACUUGUCUGGUGGCGAUGUUUUAGCAUCACUAGCAUAUCUAAACUCACCUGUAAAUGAUGUGGACUCAGAGCGCGAGUCAACAGUACAGCAAAAUGGUAGACGUCCCUUGCCAGUAUCACCCGGCUCAAAUAAAGGCAAGCUCAGUGCUCAUGAACAAGUAAACGGCAGUCCAUCAGGACGCAGCGCUCAGCCAUCGCCUGUUGGUAGGAUCCAGGAUGGUCAAGCUAAGCGUAAAUCUGAGGAUCCUUUCUCACCAACUUUCAUGGAGCAACACGAAGAGAAAGAACUUCCAUUGUCUCCAUCGAACAAAGUUGCUAACUCACCAUCUUUCUGGUCACCCGCAUCCAAGGCAGCUGCUGCAAUGCCACAGCUCCAUCCGAUGAGAACAGAUGAGAUGAGUAAACAACACAUUGAAGAGGAAGUCGAACUGGAAACUCCAACGAAGAUAUUGAAUACAUCUCAAAACGAAUACUCUUUUGAUACGUUUAAGAGAUAUGCAGCUGCAAACUCAUUACCAUCACCAUCGGCAGAGUCUGACAAGAGUCAACAAAUCUCAGUUAAAGGACGCGUUGCUCAAUUUGAACAGAACGGAGGUUCAUCUAACAGAUCAAGCGCGAACCUCGAGCCUUCCAACUUGAUCAAGGAAAAAGCUGUUAAAAGGCAACUGAGCGCGCUCAGCAAGAGGUCAAGCGAGAGUUUAAGACCACAAUCACAAAAUGGCGAGAACUUUGCUGGCGCCUCUAUGGAUAUAUUUGACAGAUGGAACGAAAAUAAUCAAGUAAUCUAA
Messenger RNA from Wallemia ichthyophaga EXF-994, 4734 nucleotides. RefSeq lists its product as uncharacterized. The record is from RefSeq and is a predicted model, not a curated record. Lineage: Eukaryota; Fungi; Basidiomycota; Wallemiomycetes; Wallemiales; Wallemiaceae. The transcript is spliced from 6 exons. The coding region runs from base 1 to 4734 and encodes 1577 amino acids.